Molecule: messenger RNA, 1229 nt
Organism: Hibiscus syriacus
Lineage: Eukaryota; Viridiplantae; Streptophyta; Magnoliopsida; Malvales; Malvaceae
Product: expansin-B3-like
Exons: 3
Coding region: 155-955 (266 amino acids)
Biological process (GO): sexual reproduction
Cellular component (GO): extracellular region; plasmodesma
Source: RefSeq, a predicted model, not a curated record
UCUUUCAACAUCAAAAGCAAAUAAAAAACUGUCGGCAAAACUAUCUUUAACUAAUAUUUCUUUCACUCUUCUUUCAACUUCAUCUACACCUUUUUUUCCAAAAAAAAAUUACCUACACCUUCCGGAACAAGUGGUGGCGCCGCCAGUUAGCACAAUGCAGCGCGGCUGUGGGUUCACCGAGGUUGUCACAUUGUGUUUCGUCUUGUUGUUGGAGUGUCUAAAGGUGGCUGGUAAGAUCUCUACUCCACAUAAUGUUACCGACCUACAUUGGCAUCCAGCCACCGCCACUUGGUACGGCAGUCCCAACGGUGAUGGAAGCGACGGCGGAGCAUGUGGGUACGGAUCGUUAGUCGACGUGAGGCCGCUGAAGGCCAGAGUGGGAGCGGUGAGCCCGGUGCUGUUCAAGAACGGAGAAGGGUGUGGAGCUUGCUACAAAGUUAAGUGCCUAGACAAGAGCAUAUGCUCAAAGAGGCCGGUGACCAUCAUUGUAAUGGACAGGAGCCCUACGGGGCCUGGCGUCAUCGGCCGCACCCACUUCGAUCUAAGCGGUGCAGCCUUUGGCCACAUGGCUGUACGCGGUCGGAGUGUGCAGCUCAGGAACCGAGGUGUACUCCGAGUCUCGUAUAGAAGGACCCCGUGUAAAUAUCCAGGGAAGAGUAUUGCAUUCCAUGUUAAUGCUGGUUCAACUGCCUAUUGGCUAUCUCUUUUGAUUGAAUUUGAGGAUGGAGAUGGAGAUAUUGGGUCAAUGCACAUAAGGGAAGUAAAUUCUAAUGAAUGGUUAAAGAUGGAUCAUCUAUGGGGAGCAAAUUGGAACAUAAAUGGGGGGCCUUUGAAGGGACCAUUCUCAGUGAAACUAACAACAUUAUCAACAAGAAGAACACUGUCUGCAAGGGAUGUGAUUCCCAGAAAUUGGAUGCCCAAAGCGACUUACACUUCUCGCCUUAACUUCCUCUGAGUCUUGGCCCGUCACAAUAAGGGAACUAAGCUUAUGUCUUGUCACAUGAUGCCAAAAGUAUUCCUUGUCCCCCUUUGUAUUUAAAAGAAAAAGGUUAGCUGAUAAUAACACCCAAGGGCUCUUUCUUUUUCUUUUUUCCAAGAUAGUUUCCUCUACUUUUGCGUGCCAAGGUCUUGUAGCCCUCUCCAAAGGAGAGACUGCUUUAGUGCGUUGUUAAAUGUCAUUUAUGUUUGGAUAAUGCAAGUUUCUGCUUCUGUUGGCUUUUAACUUUUAA